This is a messenger RNA of Lottia gigantea (owl limpet), 871 nucleotides long. RefSeq lists its product as hypothetical. Gene Ontology annotation, molecular function: iron ion binding; 4 iron, 4 sulfur cluster binding; 2 iron, 2 sulfur cluster binding. Bases 101 to 544 code for a protein of 147 amino acids. NCBI's taxonomy places the organism in Eukaryota, Metazoa, Mollusca, Gastropoda, Lottiidae. The record is from RefSeq and is a predicted model, not a curated record. Gene Ontology annotation, biological process: iron-sulfur cluster assembly. Gene Ontology annotation, cellular component: mitochondrion. The transcript is spliced from 4 exons.
UAGAAAUCUGAUGAAAGAAGACAAAAUGUCAAGCUGAAAUUGCUCAAAAGUGUAGAUAGAUUAGCGAUGUAAUACCAUCACGGAUACAACAACAAGUAUAAUGUCCCUCGGAGCUUUUUCAAAAUCAAUUCAUUUGAUCAAAUCCUUGCAACAUGGAAGUAUUGCAAGAUCAAGAAUUACGUCUCUAACAACAAGAUACAUCUCAGAAAUUAAAGAAUCGGAUCAACUGCAACUUAGUAAAAGUUGUGUUAAAAGAUUGAAAGAGAUAGUUAAAGAUAAGAGUUUUUUACGGGUUCAAGUUGAAGGAGGAGGUUGUUCAGGGUUUCAGUAUAAAUUUGAGUUAGAUAAAACAGUUAAUGAAGAUGAUAGGGUUUUUGAAGAAGGAGGGGCUAAAGUAGUAGUUGAUGCAGAUUCUCUCGAGUAUAUUAAAGGCUCCACAAUAGAUUUUCAUGAGGAACUUAUCAGAUCUGCUUUUGUAGUUGUUAAUAAUCCUAAAGCUGAACAGGGAUGUUCUUGUGGAGCUUCCUUUGCUGUCAAACUUUGACAAUAGUGAACAUGUUUUUGAAAAAAAAUAGUCCAAAAUGCUUCAGUGCUAAAAUAAUGAUAUUAUUGAAAUAUUAGAAUUGUACCUCUAACUAAAUGCCAUUUUAUGAAAGCGCUGUUGAUUUAAUUUUUUUGCCGAUCGGACAUUUUUCAGCGACCUGUGAAAUCUGAUCUCAAUUCCCCACAGAAUAAGUUCUGUUAUAUACUGACAUGGUGUUCGACAAUAUAGAUGUCAACUGUUCGCACCAUUUUACCAGCACUCAUUAAAACUAAGGUUAUGUUUUUUAUCUGAAAGAGUAUUAAGUAUAAUAAUAAAAAUUAAAAAUUU